Molecule: messenger RNA, 1851 nt
Organism: Nerophis lumbriciformis (worm pipefish)
Lineage: Eukaryota; Metazoa; Chordata; Actinopteri; Syngnathiformes; Syngnathidae
Source: RefSeq, a predicted model, not a curated record
AUGAAUGAAAUGGAGGCGGAAGAAAAAUUGGACGAGUCGCCAGCCGGAGGCGAGGACCUCUCGGCGACGCCCGCGAAGCGUCGUCACAGCUGCUCGCUGUGCGAUCGCGACUUCUCGUGCCCGUCGCGACUGUCGGACCACGUGGCGGCGCACUUUGGCGAAAAGCCGCACGCCUGCCCGCUGUGCGGCAAGCGCUUCAGCAAGAAGAUCAACGUCAAGGUGCACCAGCGCGUGCACACGGGCGAGAAGCCCUACGCCUGCCAGGAAUGCGGCGCCCGCUACACCCAGCUCGGUUCCCUGCGCCGACACCGCCUCUGCCACGCCCCGCAUCGCCAGCACGUCUGCGACCAGUGCGGACGCGCCUUCCUGCAGCGACGCUACCUGCUGCAGCACCAACGCGUCCACACGGGCGAGCGCCCAUACGUCUGCGCGCUGUGUCCCAAGCGAUUCGCCUCCACGGCGGGCCGCUCGGAGCACCAGCGCACGCACUCGGGCGACGCCUACACCUGCGCGGUGUGCCGCAAGGCCUUCACCACGCCGUCGGCCUUCCGCGACCACGCCACGCUGCACACUGGCCGCAAGCCGCACCCGUGUUCCGUCUGCAGCAAAAGCUUCAACCGGCCGGGCCUGCUCCGAAAGCAUCUACAGAAACAUCUGGAACGCGACGCCGCGGACGACGAGCGUGACGGUGAGGAAGACGGGCAUUCGCGGGACGGGUCUUUGUCACCAGCCAAGAAAAGCACAACAAAGAAGAAGAAGGUCCACGAGUGCGAGCUGUGCGGCCGCGUCUUCUCCAGGCCGUACAAGCUGAAGGAGCACCUGGAGGUGCACGCCGCCACGCGGCUCCACCGCUGCUCGAUGUGCGGCAAGAGCUUCGCCAACGCCACCAACCUGAAGGCCCACCAGAAGAUCCACACGGCACAGCGGCCACACCACUGCCACGUCUGCGACAAGUGCUUCCUCAGGCCCUACGAGCUGCGCAAGCACGUCAAGACGCACGAGCGGCAGAGCCUCCUGGAUCUGAUGGCGCCGCCGCGUCCGGAGGGCGGAGACGCUCGCGAGGAGGAGCUUCCCGAAGGACAACUGCCGCCCGCGGAGGAGGAAGCGAAGCCGGCGAGCGAGGAGGACACAGUCAACGGUCUCAUCAACUCCGACGGCGAAGAAGAGGACUGGGGCCCCGCCCUUAUACAAUCAGACGGCACCGAGACGACUCAGUCGGCCGGCGAGGAGAAACGCGGCCCUCACGCGUGCCCGGUGUGCGGGCGCGACUGUUUCAAGGCGUCGGCGCUGCAGAAGCACUUGCGCAUCCACUCGGGCGAGCGUCCGUUCCGCUGCGCCACCUGCCAGAAGACCUUCACUCAGCAGGUGCACCUGAAGGAGCACCGGCGCAUCCACACGGGCGAGAAGCCCUACACGUGCCCGCUCUGCGCCAAGACCUUCACCUUCUCCAGCGCACUGCGUCGCCACGUGCGGCUGCACGGCGACGCGCGGCCCUUCGCCUGCGACGUGUGCGCCAAGACCUUCAAGCAGGCCGCCUCGCUCAAGAGCCACAUGCUGGUGCACUCGGACGUGCGCCACCACUGUCCCGUCUGCCGCAAGGCCUUCACGCGGCCGCUGGAGCUCAGCUACCACGUGGACGUGCACGACGCCAGCCGCCCUUACUUUUGCCGCCUGUGCCGCAAGAACCUCAGCGGGGCGCGGGCCUUCCGCAAGCACCUCAGAAGGCACGAGGUUUGGGAUGCUGCCAAAGCGGCUAAAGACCAGGAGGCGGGGCUGCCGGAGCGCGUCGCAAACGGUGACCCGCCGGGUGACCCGGCAGGCAUUGUGGACGGUGACCCGCCGCCUCUUUGA